Peromyscus californicus insignis is the source of this 4066-nucleotide messenger RNA. RefSeq names its product phosphatidylinositol 3-kinase catalytic subunit type 3 (gene Pik3c3). Gene Ontology annotation, biological process: autophagosome assembly; endocytosis; autophagy of peroxisome. Gene Ontology annotation, cellular component: phosphatidylinositol 3-kinase complex, class III, type I; cytoplasm; phosphatidylinositol 3-kinase complex, class III, type II. NCBI's taxonomy places the organism in Eukaryota, Metazoa, Chordata, Mammalia, Rodentia, Cricetidae. Gene Ontology annotation, molecular function: 1-phosphatidylinositol-3-kinase activity. The coding region runs from base 87 to 2750 and encodes 887 amino acids. The record is from RefSeq and is a predicted model, not a curated record. The transcript is spliced from 25 exons.
UUCCGUGUUUUGAGGCACCGGCGGCUCUUUGCUGGAGUCUUUGCCGUGUCUGGCUGGUUGUGUGGCUUCUGCGUUCCGGGCUGGCCAUGGGGGAGGCGGAGAAGUUCCACUACAUCUACAGCUGUGACCUGGACAUCAACGUGCAGCUGAAGAUAGGAAGCUUGGAAGGGAAGAGAGAAGAAAAGAGCUACAAAGCUGUCCUGGAAGACCCAAUGCUAAAGUUCUCCGGGCUGUACCAAGAGACGUGCUCCGACCUCUAUGUGACUUGUCAAGUUUUUGCUGAAGGGAAGCCUCUGGCCUUACCCGUCAGAACAUCCUACAAGGCAUUUAGUACAAGAUGGAAUUGGAAUGAAUGGCUAAAACUCCCUGUGAAAUACCCUGACCUGCCCAGGAAUGCCCAAGUAGCCUUGACUAUAUGGGAUGUGUAUGGACCAGGAAAGGCUGUGCCAGUAGGAGGAACAACUGUGUCGCUCUUUGGAAAAUAUGGCAUGUUUCGCCAAGGAAUGCAUGACUUGAAAGUCUGGCCUAACGUGGAGGCAGAUGGCUCUGAACCCACAAGAACUCCUGGCAGAACAAGCAGCACACUCUCAGAAGAUCAGAUGAGCCGCCUUGCCAAGCUUACUAAGGCUCAUCGGCAAGGACACAUGGUCAAAGUGGAUUGGUUGGACAGAUUAACAUUUAGAGAGAUAGAAAUGAUAAAUGAGAGUGAGAAACGAAGCUCUAAUUUCAUGUACUUGAUGGUUGAGUUUCGCUGUGUCAAGUGUGACGAUAAGGAGUAUGGUAUUGUUUACUAUGAAAAGGAUGGUGAUGAAUCAUCUCCAAUUUUAACAAGUUUUGAGUUAGUGAAAGUUCCUGAUCCUCAAAUGUCUAUGGAGAAUUUAGUGGAGAGCAAACACCACAAGCUUGCUCGGAGUUUAAGAAGUGGACCAUCUGACCACGAUCUCAAACCCAAUGCUGCCACAAGAGAUCAGCUAAAUAUUAUCGUGAGUUAUCCUCCAACCAAGCAGCUCACGUAUGAAGAACAAGAUCUUGUUUGGAAAUUUAGAUAUUAUCUUACUAAUCAAGAAAAAGCUUUGACAAAGUUCUUGAAAUGUGUUAAUUGGGACCUACCCCAGGAGGCCAAGCAGGCACUGGAACUUCUGGGAAAGUGGAAGCCUAUGGAUGUAGAGGAUUCCUUGGAGCUGCUCUCCUCACAUUACACCAACCCAACAGUGAGGCGGUAUGCUGUGGCCCGCUUGCGGCAGGCCGAUGAUGAGGACUUGCUGAUGUACUUACUGCAGCUGGUCCAGGCUCUGAAAUAUGAGAACUUCGAUGACAUAAAGAACGGUUUGGAACCUACCAAGAAGGACAGUCAAGGUUCGGGAUCAGAAAAUCUGUCCAAUUCUGGAAUCAGUUCUGCAGAAAUAGAUAGCUCCCAAAUUCUAACCAACCCUCUUCCUCCGGUGUCGUCCCCUCCUCCUGCAUCUAAAGCAAAAGAGGUUUCAGAUGGGGAAAAUCUAGAGCAAGAUCUAUGUACCUUCUUGAUAUCAAGAGCCUGUAAGAACUCAACACUGGCUAAUUAUUUAUACUGGUAUGUGAUCGUGGAGUGUGAAGAUCAGGACACGCAGCAGAGAGAUCCAAAGACUCAUGAGAUGUACCUGAAUGUCAUGAGGAGAUUCAGCCAAGCCUUGCUGAAGGGUGACAAGUCCGUCAGAGUCAUGCGCUCCCUGCUGGCAGCUCAGCAGACCUUUGUAGACCGCCUGGUGCAUCUGAUGAAGGCAGUCCAGAGGGAAAGUGGAAACCGCAAGAAAAAGAAUGAGAGGCUUCAAGCAUUGCUUGGAGAUAAUGAAAAAAUGAAUUUGUCAGAUGUGGAGCUGAUCCCAUUGCCGUUAGAGCCACAGGUGAAAAUAAGAGGAAUCAUACCAGAGACAGCCACACUGUUUAAGAGUGCUCUUAUGCCUGCGCAGCUGUUCUUUAAGACAGAGGACGGAGGCAAAUACCCAGUUAUUUUCAAGCAUGGCGAUGACCUGCGUCAAGAUCAGCUGAUUCUUCAGAUCAUCUCCCUUAUGGACAAGCUGCUCCGGAAAGAAAAUCUGGAUCUGAAAUUGACACCUUACAAGGUAUUAGCCACUAGUACAAAACACGGCUUCAUGCAGUUCAUCCAGUCAGUUCCUGUUGCCGAAGUUCUUGACACGGAGGGAAGCAUACAGAACUUUUUCAGGAAAUACGCCCCAAGCGAGACUGGACCCAAUGGUAUCAGCGCAGAGGUCAUGGACACUUACGUCAAAAGCUGUGCUGGCUACUGUGUGAUUACGUACAUUCUUGGAGUUGGAGACCGGCACCUGGAUAACCUUCUGUUGACAAAAACAGGCAAACUCUUCCACAUAGAUUUUGGGUAUAUCUUGGGCCGAGAUCCAAAGCCUCUUCCUCCUCCCAUGAAGCUGAAUAAAGAGAUGGUGGAAGGAAUGGGUGGCACGCAGAGUGAGCAGUACCAGGAGUUCCGCAAGCAGUGUUACACGGCCUUCCUCCACCUGCGAAGGUAUUCAAAUCUGAUUUUGAACUUGUUCUCCUUGAUGGUUGAUGCAAACAUUCCAGAUAUUGCUCUUGAACCAGAUAAAACUGUAAAAAAGGUGCAGGAUAAGUUCCGUUUGGACCUGUCGGAUGAGGAAGCUGUGCACUACAUGCAGAGUCUGAUUGACGAAAGUGUCCAUGCACUGUUUGCUGCAGUGGUGGAGCAGAUCCAUAAGUUUGCCCAGUACUGGAGAAAAUGAAGGUGGAUUUGGCCCAUCACGAUGCCUGGCUCAGUAAGAAAACACAUGAGAAGCCACUGCUGUGUAUGCUAAAGACAUCGGAGAAGUGAACAAGGAGGAGACGUGUCCGGAAGUUACAUUGUCUUCUUGGACGCCACUGUUAAAUCUUGGAUAGAGGGUUCGUUUAAAGCUACUGCGUAUCAAGCAGGGGUAGUAGCUCACAUCUGUAACCCAGAACUCUGGAGGCGGAGGCAGGACAGUUUGCACAGACUUGAAGCCAGCCUCAGCUACAUGAUGACUUCCGGGCUGCCGAAAAUCACUGUGUAUAUUUGUCUUAUAAUGUAUAAAGAUAAGAAGAGAAUUGUGUAUAUGUUUUUAAAAUUACAGGGAAGUUCUAUUAUGAAGCAGUAAAGCAUUUAGCUUCUGAAUCUGAAAUGCCAUUUCCCUUUUCCAUAUGCAUAUGGACUUGUUUUUCAGCUUUGAAGCUGGUUUUUCUCCUCUCUUCUCUCUUUUCCUCAUUCUCUUCCUCCCUGUCCCCAGUUUUGUUCAUUGGUUUAUGUAUAAUUUACAUAAUGUUUUGCUUUUACAUUUUCUCCAAGUUUUAUACAUUACAGCACAUUCUUUUUACAGUUGAAUAAUUGUUUUUUUUUUUUUUUUAGAAAGCUUUUUGUGGACAGGGGGUAGUGAGAAAGCAGGACUCCACAGUACUCAGCAUUGGCCCAGCCCUGGCCCUGGCCCUGUGUCCUGUGCUCUGUGCUCUGUGUCCUGUCUGCCCCUUCCACAGGCAGCAUUGAGAAGGUGAUAGAGUGGGAUAUGAGAACGCAACAGGAACAGUUGUGAAUCAGUUGCUUCUGCCUAUAGACAGAUGGAGAGAGGUACAUGGUCAAGGGAGUAGGGUAAGGGCUGGGAGAGGGGUGAGGGAAAAACAGCACUUCAAGAAAGGCGUAUUCUCUUAGAACUAUAAAUAUUGAGGUUUUGUUUUAUAAACUACAGUUCACAGCUCUCCUGAGUUGUACAUAUGUAAAGUGAAGGUGAAAAUAUGGGUGAUUGUAGAUACUAUUACUCAAUGGGGAAGUUGUAUCACAAUCAUGUGACACAAUAUACAUCUUCUUCGGGAAUAAAUUCUGAAAGGUUUUCACAUGUAUUUGAGUACAUGUAGAGAUGGGAGCGCAUGCCCUAGCACUUGCGUGAUGGUUAGAGGGCAGCCUUUAGGAGGUGGCUUUCUUCUUCUACCUGUGUGUUCCGGGGAUCAAACUCCGGUGGCCAGGCUUGGUGGCAAACACUUUUCUUUAUUCAAUGAACCAUCUCUCUAGCCCAAUAAAUUAUUUUUCUAUGCA